CUUGGGGGGAGGGGAUGACGUAAAUCGCCGGAAUCGCUGGGUAGGAACAACGGCUAAUCAAGCAACAUCCUAGAGAGUCGGAUUUCCUCCACCUUUUUUUACAGAUCUCCCGUCUCUUUCCUUCCUCCACUCCGAUUGAGAUACAAACACCUGGGUCCUGUCUCGUUCUUGGAGUUCUUGAUCUUCUCCAACAUCUCCAACAAAAAAAAAAAAAAACGUCAACAUCAUCACCAACAAUGAGUCUGUUCGUCGCUAGUCGGUCCGCCUUCCGGGUCUCUGCGCCCCUCAAGCGCCAAAUCCGCAGCUACGCCACCGACCCCUCCCCCUCCUCCAAGGGCAGCAACAACACCCUCCUCUACGGCGCCGCCGCCGCCGGUCUCGCCGGUGCAGGCUACUACUUCCUAUCCGGCUCCACCGCCGCGAACAAAGCCCAAGAAAAGGUCAAGAACGCCUCCGCCGCCGUCGCGGAGAAGAUCCCGGGCGUCGAGGCCAAGAAAGCCUUCACCGGCGGCGACCAAGGCUUCCUCAGCCUCAAGCUUGAGGAGGUGGAGAUCAUCAACCACAACUCGAAGCGUCUUCGUUUCCGCCUGCCCGAGGAUGACAUGGUCUCUGGCCUUCCUGUCGCGAGUGCCAUUUUGACAAAGUACAAGCCUGUGGAUGCCGAGAAGGCUGUUUUGAGGCCGUACACGCCAAUCAGCGACGAGGACACGCCGGGGUAUAUUGAUUUGUUGGUGAAGAAGUACCCCAAUGGCCCGAUGAGCACCCAUUUGCACGAUAUGGCUCCCGGUCAGAGGCUUGAUGUGAAGGGGCCGCUGCCAAAGUAUGCUUGGUCGCCGAACAAGCAUGAGCAUAUUGCUCUUGUGGCUGGUGGUACGGGGAUCACGCCCAUGUACCAGCUGCUCAGGACCAUCUUCAACAACCCCGAGGAUAAGACCAAGGUUACCUUGGUUUUUGGCAACGUCAGCGCGGAUGAUAUCUUGUUGAAGAACGAGCUGGCCACGCUCGAGAACCACUACCCUCAGCGGUUCAGGGCGUUUUAUGUCUUGGACAACCCGCCCAAGCAGUGGACUGGUGCGAAGGGGUUCAUCAACAAGGAGCUGCUGAAGACUGUGUUGCCGGAGCCGAAGAAUGAGAACAUCAAGGUUUUUGUUUGCGGGCCGCCGGGGAUGAUGGACAGCAUUUCGGGGAACAAGAAGAGCCCGAGGGACCAGGGGGAGUUGAAGGGGAUUUUGAAGGAGUUGGGAUAUACCCCUGAGCAGGUUUACAAGUUUUGAGGAGGUAUUUGUUAGACUAUGGGAAAGCAAGCAAGCAAGCCAAUGGUGUUUGGGGUUUGACUGAGAAGAAUUGGCGUUAUGUUAUGUAUUAUCCAUCCAGUGUAUACCUCAACGUUUAUUAUGGAGUUUUAACAUUUGCUUGUUCAUGCGAG
Messenger RNA from Podospora pseudocomata, 1426 nucleotides. RefSeq names its product NADH-cytochrome b5 reductase (gene MCR1). Gene Ontology annotation, biological process: ergosterol biosynthetic process. The transcript has 2 exons. Gene Ontology annotation, molecular function: cytochrome-b5 reductase activity, acting on NAD(P)H. The coding region runs from base 237 to 1274 and encodes 345 amino acids. The record is from RefSeq and is a predicted model, not a curated record. NCBI's taxonomy places the organism in Eukaryota, Fungi, Ascomycota, Sordariomycetes, Sordariales, Podosporaceae.